AACACGAUUUGCCUGUGCCAAAAGUGUUUCAAGGCAGACGAGCAUCGCUGGCAGAGUUGUGUUUUGGUUGUGCUUUCGCUUUCGUGCUUUUGAUGUCUGCUGCUUUCGACUUCAGUCCCACUACCUUGUCGGGUUGCUGGCUGUUGUUUGGUUGACGAGGACGAAUGGCUGCCAGUCUCGGUCGUGCCGCAGCUUAGCCAGGAUGAUUGAAUACACCGAGCGCUAUUUCCGUGGCCUCGACCUGUGGUCGUUGGGGGUGGACGAAGCUUUCAUCAACGCGACCGUGCGUGGGUCCCAGAAUUACUAUCUCUAUUCACUGUCCGAUGAAUGCGAGCGGUGCCCCUACACUAGAGUGCAGGAAAUCAAGGGUGGUGCCAAUCCACCGGUGGUAAACAACGUGUUUAAACUGGGCAUCGCUCGAAAGCUGAGCCUAAAAGUGCUUGACCGCAAUGUCGGCAAAUAUGCGUUUGAUAACGAAUCUUUUGUAUGUCAAUUUAGUGACCAGAAUUUGGGCGAAUUUGGAGUGUAUGAUAUUGGCAUAGAAGAGGGUAACAGAGUGACCUGCACACUUGAAACUGCCAAAGAACCGGUUAAUAUUUAUUUACCCCUCAUAACGAUCGCCCUGAUUGCCGCUGCCCUGUACGUGCUGUUCAAACUGUUGCAACAUGGUGUCCACUUGGUCCAACGAUCUCGGACCCCCUCGGAACCGCAGCUCAGCCCGAACAGUCCGACCAUCAGCGUACAGGCCACAGGCGUACCGCAGAAAACCCGCCUGCGAAGUUUAGACACGUUCCGAGGGAUUGCGAUCAUGCUGAUGAUCUUUGUCAACAGCGGCGGUGGUGACUACUGGUGGAUCGAACAUGCGACCUGGAACGGACUUCACGUGGCCGAUUUGGUUUUUCCCUGGUUCCUGUUCAUCAUGGGCGUGUGCAUUCCCAUUUCGCUGCGAUCGCAACUUGGUAGAAACGUCCCGCGGUACGAGAUUCUGAAGAAUGUCGCUGUUAGAUCUCUCAAGCUGUUUCUGAUUGGAUUGUGUCUCAACUCGAUCAACGGUCCCACCGUGGCGGAUCUUCGCCUUUUUGGAGUUUUACAACGAUUCGGAGUGGCGUACUUUGUUGUCUCCGCCAUCCACUUGUACUGCUAUCAGGAAAAUGAUCAACUCCAACAUCCACUGGCAAGAAGCCAUGCGGACAUUUUGCGACUCUGGAAGCACUGGGUUGUCGUUGGCACUAUCUUAUUUGUAUAUCUUCUGGUGAUAUUUUUCGUUCCGGCACCAAAUUGUCCAAGCGGUUACUUUGGCCCCGGUGGUAAGCAUCUAAUGCUACUGUAUCCCAACUGUACGGGUGGCAUAACCGGAUACAUAGACCGACAAGUCCUCGGCAUAAGACACCUGUAUCAGCACCCUACGGCACGGUACAUGUACGACGCGAUGCCCUUUGAUCCGGAAGGACCUUUCGGAUGUCUACCGACAUUAUUCCAGGUAUUCCUUGGUCUUCAGUGUGGCAUUCUCAUCCUAACCCACACCGACGUGACGAGUCGCGUUCGAAGGAUGUUGUCUUGGGGAAUCGUCCUCGGCCUGCUAGGUGGAAUUCUGUGCGGGUUCAGCAAAAACGACGGAUGGAUUCCGGUCAACAAGAAUCUCUGGUCCCUGUCGUACGUUAUGGUUACAGCUUCACUUGCGUACUUCCUUCUGCUCAUAUGUUACGUACUGAUUGACGUCAAGCGAUACUGGACCGGAAAUCCGUUCCUGUAUGCCGGAAUGAAUGCGAUCAUUUUGUACGUAGGUCACACCGUGUUCCAAAAAAUGUUACCGUGGCACUGGAGAAUUGGCCACAUGAAUACUCACUUUAUGUUAACGCUGGAGGCACUUUGGAAUAGCGUGCUUUGGAACAUAAUUGCUUAUUAUUUGUACAAGAGGAAAUUAUUCUAUAGUUUAUAAACAAUUUGUUAUCCAAAGCGAAAAAUAAAUAAUUAUGAU
Molecule: messenger RNA, 1978 nt
Organism: Culex pipiens pallens (northern house mosquito)
Lineage: Eukaryota; Metazoa; Arthropoda; Insecta; Diptera; Culicidae
Gene: Hgsnat
Product: heparan-alpha-glucosaminide N-acetyltransferase
Exons: 6
Coding region: 203-1939 (578 amino acids)
Source: RefSeq, a predicted model, not a curated record